AUGAUCUUCUCCAAUAAUGAUAACAAAAUUUCUUCAUCCAACAAAAAGUACCGAACCAUGAGGGAAUGGCUACAGAAGCGCGUGCGAGAAGCGAUAGCACGACAGAAACUGAAGGACACAGAAGAAAACAUAUACACACAACGGAAGACAACGCCUGAGCGAUUGUGCACAAGACCAGCACGUGUGGAUGUGUCCAAGAUAGAAGUGGUUUUCCUUACACCAAAAACACCUGUUGAUGGCAGACGUGUCUCAUCUCGGCCACCGAUCUUGCCUCCAAUCCGUCCGACACGACCAGACUCGAGCGUUUUUCGGAAUGUCAAUGCAUGGCUGGAAGCGAGUGUAAACACACCACCGCCGCCGCUCAUGGCUGGGAUCUCAUACUGGAAAGAGGCGACAGUUCCCAAUGCCAAAGGUUCGGCAGUUGCUCAAUAUGCUGUGCCACUAUCUGUAGCCUUAGGCGUGACCAGGCCGACAACAGCUACAAGACAACGAACACCAUGUCUCCGACGUUCAGCUAGAAAAGUGCAAGUUCAAAUGCCUUCGAUGCUACGUACAAAAUCUACGCAUCUGCCGGGUAAGAAGCGUAGGAGAAGACAGUCAGUGUGCAUAACUCCUCUGUCUAUUUCCUAUGACAAUGUCCAAGAAGACACCACUUCUCUGCUCAUAACACGAUCGACAUCCUUCCUCAAACCUCUGGUACCGCCACCGAGGCGGCAAAAAUCGGCGCGUCAUGGGUUAUUGAUAUCUGUCAGCGAUUCACGAGAGUGUAUUCCUCCUCGACAUGGCACACCCAACAGUGCAAGAUUUGGUGAUGUGGAAAAUGACCCUGAGCGACAUGUCCACAAGACUUUUAUGCGCCCAGGGCGAGGCACAGACAGCACAAGGCCGUCUACAACAUUGGCAGGCCUUGUUCGUGAAGACUCCGUGGGAGAUUUGUCCGAUGUUCCGACAUACUCCUCCGGCCCACCGCCCCCGUCGUACCGGUCGCGCCGCGAGUCGAUGCUUACUACAUCAUCUUUCGGUUGUAUUGACGGCAUGAACCCGGCGCAGCGACAAGUCAGCCAGCAGCGAGCAGCAUUGCAAGGGGGAGGAAUGAGAUGCAAGCUGAAAAGGCUCGCCCAAAACUUUGCGAUUUGA
Molecule: messenger RNA, 1137 nt
Organism: Bipolaris oryzae ATCC 44560
Lineage: Eukaryota; Fungi; Ascomycota; Dothideomycetes; Pleosporales; Pleosporaceae
Exons: 1
Coding region: 1-1137 (378 amino acids)
Source: RefSeq, a predicted model, not a curated record